AGCACACAGGGAGGGAAAUCACCUGCAGUUGCUGCCACUAUUGUCACUGCUGCAAACGAAGAGACCGGUCACCAGUGUGGGGCUUCAUGUUGUGCGGUAGUCAGCUGUGUUAGCAAUGCCGCAGCAGCAGCAACAAAGCAGCAACAGCAAUGCCAGCAACAACAGAUAAAGGCGAAGUUUUGCACACAGACAUGCAACUAGCGAGCUAAAUAAACAAGCGCGCUGCCAAGUAGCCAGGCAGCUGGCGAGUUGGCCCAGCGUCAGAGUGUUUCUCGCUACAAACGAGUGUGGUUGUCUUAAAAAUACGAAAUUCAUUUCGAGCGACGCUAUAUGUGGUGCAGCCGCCACAGCAGCGUUUAUGGAAAAAUUGUUUAAAAUUGUUUAAAAAAAAUAUUGGAAAAACAUAAAUAAAUAGAUAAGUGAAAAAAUAAAUGUAAUUUAAACAUAUCUUUCAAAUGUAUUCAUAAAUGUUAAGAUAAAAAUAUCAUAGUACAUAGAUAUUAAUAAACAUAUAAAUUAAAAGCUGUAAAAUAAUAAUUGAAAAGGUUAAAAAAGGAAGUGAAAUAGCUGAAAAGUUUUUAUUAGCAAAUUUAAUUGAAUUAAACCAGAAAAUAUCACGUGGUAGUUAUUAGAAGCUAAUUUGUUCUGAAUUCAAAAAAAAAAAAAUAUUGCCAAAAAGCAUUUCAAGUGAAAACAAAUAAAGAAAUAGGAAAAAUAUUUCUAAUAAAGGCCUAACAACAACUCAUUACACAUUAUAUAAAAAUUGUGGUUGAAAAUACAUUAUAUUAACAAACAGUGUUAAGCAAAAUAGUAUAACCUCAAAAAGUGCAUACAAACCUUUUAGUAAAUAAUAGAAAUAAUCUAAAAACAGCAACGACAAACCAAACGAAACGAAUUAACGAGCAGAAAUUGUGAAAACAAACAAACCCAGCCCUAGCAACAACUAAUCAACAACACUAAUUGCCCCUAGACGCUUCUUGGUGGAUAAACGCCGGCAGCAACAACAGUUGUAGUUGACUUACAACGUUCGCAUAUUAACGGUGUCGAACAUCACAGUUGUCAACACUAUCAUUUGGUGUCGAAUAUUGUUGUUGCUGUUAUUAUUAGGCUUGAUGAUGGCAAUUUAGAUUUUGUCCCACCAUCAUCAGCAGCAAUCGUACACCAACGUGCAUUACAUACACACAUACAUGAAUGCUACAACAACACGUGCAACAACUAAUAAAUGGGUCCGACAGCAUCGUCACUGACCUGAAAAUCUAUUUAAUAAUAGAACUAAAAGGCGAAAAAUAAAAACGUUAAAUCAAAUGGCAAAUGAAAUGCUGUUAGCAGUUUAACAACAACAAUAACAAAUUAAGGAAUACAACUGUAGCCUAGGGAAGCCAUAUAUUUUGUAUGGAACAAAGGAAUUCAACGUUGUGCAUGAGUAAACAUCAGUAGAAGCUAAUCACAUCACAAAAAAUCCAAGGAAAAAUCAUUUGCUGAUAGCCCCCUGGGCACCCCCACCAAACUGGCACAUCAAUUUUGGUUCUCAUAUCCGCCACCGGGCGCUGGCGGAGGCUCUUCCAACAGCAAAACAUCGCAAACGGACGAGGAGAAGCAACGCGACCGACAGCGCAGCGAACGUGAAGCGAAGAAAGAAGAACAGGACGCCAUCAAUUACAAACGCGACAAGGAGGCACGUGAGGCGCGUUUGCUCGACCUGGAAAUACGCCGGCAACAGAAGCGUGAGGAGCAUAAGCAACAACAUCAGUUGCACCAACAACAGCAGCAGUCACAGGCAGGCACGAGCGAGAAGAGUCCACCCACAACAUCGGGCCAGUCGCAACAACAACAACAACAGCAACAACAGCAGCAACAACAGCAGCAGCAGCAGCAAGAGCAACAGCAACAACAACAGCACGUGACUGGUGCUGGCAGCAGCAGUAGCGGCACGACCACAGCGCCUCGCAUACAAACGCCACCAGAUCGUUCGUGUCCGCCGGCGUUUCGCAGUCGAUCCAUCGAGCGUGAGCUACACUACGAGCGCAAAAGGUAUUCGGCACCGGAAACAGCCGAAAUCAAGGAGGGUGUAAGCACGACACCAUCACCGCAGGCUAUAACUGGACCGCCGCCAGCCACACAUCAUUCGGUGGUGGCGGGCCCUCCGGCAACAGCAGCAGCUGCUACAGCUGCUAUAAUACCCAUAUUACCGCUUGGAGUUGCCACCUUGCGUGAUGACUCCACGGAAUCCGAGCAAUCCGUGACGUGUACGCAGGCCCAGCCAGAUGCGUAUCAUCGCAUUAUGUGCCGGGCCCCAAUUGCGUCACUCGACUGCAUGGAGGAGUUCAGUGGUACGGGAGGUCAUCUUGAUUUCGGCCGUUCGAUAAGUUUGGGUUCGAAUCCGGCACUACCGUUACGGCAUGGCUCCACACCGACGCCCGGUUUGCGCUACAAGAAUCUUGGCAAGAGCGGCUUGCGCGUCUCCAAUGUCGGCUUGGGCACGUGGCCUGUUUUCUCGCCCGGCGUUAGUGACGAACAAGCCGAAGCCAUAUUGCGUUUGGCCAUCGAGAGUGGCAUUAAUUUGUUUGAUAUCUCAGAGGCGCAUUCAGAGACGGAAAUCGGAAAAAUUUUGCAGCGCACUGGCUGGAAGCGAACAGCAUAUGUAAUUACGACAAAGGUCUACUGGAGCACCAAAUCCGAAGAACGUGGCCUUUCACGCAAGCACAUCAUCGAGUGUGUCAAAGCAAGUUUGCAACGUUUGCAAUUGCAAUAUAUAGAUAUUGUGAUUAUACACAAGGCGGACGCUAUGUGCCCCAUGGAAGAAGUUGUACGUGCCAUGAACUAUGUCAUCCAGCAGGGCUGGGCAAUGUACUGGGGCACAGCACGUUGGUCACAUGUCGAGAUCAUGGAAGCCUACACUAACUGCCGGCAGUUCAAUUGCAUUACACCAAUAGUCGAACAAUCAGAGUACCACAUGUUUUGUCGCGAGAAAUGCGAACUCUAUUUGCCAGAAAUGUACAAUAAGAUUGGUGUUGGCCUAAUGGCUUGGGGACCGCUUUCAAUGGCAUUGGCCGAUACGCAAAAUGGCGAAAAACUCUUUUUGCCAAAGGGAUCAUUCAAAACGAAAAGUCAAAGUUAUUCAUGGACAGAGGAUGAAAUUAACCGAAAUGCGGCCUUAUCGCCACAAGGCAGCUGGGGUAAAGAUCGAGUGGAUGAGGGGCGUCGACAUUGUGAUCGCUUGCGCGAUUUGGCAGCACUGGCCGAGAAAUUGGGUUGCAGUCCAACGCAGCUCUCCAUUGCUUGGUCACUCAAGCAUGAGCCGGUGCAAUGUCUGCUUCUAGGUGCAACCUCGGCGGAACAAUUGCAUCAGAGUUUGCAAUCCUUGCAGCUACUGCCACGCCUCUCAACCAGCGUCUUAAUGGAGUUGGAGCGCAUAUUAGAGAAUAAACCGGUGCGGCCGCCAAUGAUAUCGACACUCGCACUUCGGUGACAAUCAGCCUGCCCUCAGGGGCCGCCUAGCCUCAGUGGCGGCGGCCCUUGUGGGGCAGAGUCACCGAAAAAUGAGGAAGAGGCGUUCUGCGAAGAGGCCGAUGCGAAGGAUGCGUCAAAGCAGGGUUUCUGUGUUAUUCAGUGACAAAAGGGGUCUUUAGAUAACGAUAAUAAAUUUUUGAAAGCGAUUAGUAGUAAAACUAGUUUAAGUAGUACAACAAUGACAACAACAAUAAGCAAACAUGACUUACAACUACAACAGCAGUUGCAGCAGCAACAACAACAACAACAGCAACAAUUGUUACUACUACAUCAGCCGGAGCAUGCGCAGCAACCGCUACAUGUGCAUUACACAGACCAACAGCAACAAGCAAAUUUACAAAAGCAACACCAUUCUUCACACUUAUUAAAAUCUACAACCAAUAAAAGUUUAUUAAUUAAUAAUACCGUUAGUAGUUUAGUCGACAACACCACAAAUAUUUACGAUUUAGACGCUGCGACCGCAACGCUGACAACAGCAUCUGUAACUGCUGCAACACCGUCGGCUAGCAUCACAACAACAACAACUGCAACACGCUUAGAUAGUGCAACCGCAAUUAUACAAAUAGAUUCCUUAAACAACAACACAACUAGUUUAAGUGCCACAACCAACGCCAUCACAACCGCCACCACACCAACCAACAAUAACGGCUGCGUGAUGAUACCAACCAGCGAUGCAACCGAGUCGGAACCGAAAACUCAAAAGCGUCGCUCAUUGCUCAACUUCAAAUCGUUCGAUUUUCACAUCAAAUCUCUAUAUUCUGGUUUGCGGAAUGGCAACAAACACUCGCACUCCCAAUCGUCUUCGCUGGGUGGUUGUGUAGGUGGCAGCAAAAGCGGCAGUAGCGCUGCUGACGGUGAGGGUAGAACCGACAAUGCGAAUGGUAGCGGUUUACUGGACGCCGUCACACCGAUCGGUGGCCGUGGCGGCACAGCCAUCAAUAAUCGCAUGCCGCCCUAUCUCAAGAUCGAAUCGGUCGAUGCUGAGGAAGCGGAGAAUCUACUGCUCGAUUACCCACAAUCGCCGUACUCUUCGCGUCGCAAUAGCUCACACGAAGACGACAAUCGUUCCAGUUCGCAGCUGUUGCACAUCAACCGUUACGACAUGUGUUCGCGGUCGCAGGCCAGUUCGCCUUCCCCGUACUACCUGUCACCAUAUGCCAUCGAUUCGGACAAUAUACGACGCUCCUCGACGUCGGACAUUAUGUCGUGCAAGCGCAGCGGUACAUCCAGCGCGAGUGAUAGCCGUCGGCCGAGCACGAGCGAUCUGUUGCGGAAGGCGCGUGAACGGCGCGGUAGCGAGGCGCGAAUGGGCCGCAGCGUUUCGCAUAGUGGACUGCCGCGUGGUGGACCCCGUAUAGGUGCGGGUGGCGGCGGAGGACGGCGUACGAGUAUGGCAUUUUAAAAUGAAACCGUAUAUUGUACUUUGCAAUAAUAAAUGACAAAGUGUGUUUAAAUAAAAGUAAAAGGUAGUCGAAUAUUUCUAUGCGAUUUCAAGCGCACUUUGUCGAGUCAUGUGUAUUCAUGAUGCUCUACAUCGUUAUGCAAUUAAGUGCUUAUGAAUUUUUAAAAUUUAAUUAGAAAAAAUUUAAAAUUAUCGUAACAUAUAACUAGUCAAGUAUUUAUAAUUAUAAAAUAGCUUAAAUAUUUAUUAAAUAAAAAUUAAAGCUUAACUUAUCAAAUAAAUUAUUCAAAAAUAAACAUUAAUGCGAAAAUUUAAUACAAUAAAAAUAAAUAAAAUUUAAAAAUUAUAUCAAUACAAAAAACACACAGUUCAAUUACACUCGCUGACAAAUAAAAUUGCAUGCAAAAACAUUCUUCUCACAAAAAUUGUUCAUGAUAAUAAAUUAACUUAAUUUCUACAAUAAAAAUUGCUGACACUUAUUAUUUUAUUUACUAUCGAAAACACAUAACCGCUGCAAUCUGAUAACCACUCUUUUGUAUAAGUUAAUAAAAAAUGGUCAACUCGUUA
Messenger RNA from Bactrocera oleae (olive fruit fly), 5479 nucleotides. The record is from RefSeq and is a predicted model, not a curated record. Lineage: Eukaryota; Metazoa; Arthropoda; Insecta; Diptera; Tephritidae.